Messenger RNA from Ooceraea biroi (clonal raider ant), 2140 nucleotides. RefSeq names its product cuticular protein 97Ea (gene Cpr97Ea). The record is from RefSeq and is a predicted model, not a curated record. NCBI's taxonomy places the organism in Eukaryota, Metazoa, Arthropoda, Insecta, Hymenoptera, Formicidae. Gene Ontology annotation, cellular component: chitin-based extracellular matrix. Gene Ontology annotation, molecular function: structural constituent of chitin-based larval cuticle.
AUGCACACCCUCGCGACGGUAGCAACGGUGCUGACCGCGUUGCUGCUAGCGGUGUCGGCGCAGCAACCCGGCGGCAAUUACGUCGACGAUUACGCCCAGUAUGACUCGCAACGACCAAGUCAGCCUACCCCGCGUAGCUACGCGACCGACGACGUGCCGGCCCGACAAGCAGCCGCACCGGCAAACGCGAAACCGCCAGUCGCGAUCCUGAAGCAGAUCAACCGGCACAACGAGGACGGUUCGUACACGUACGGGUUUGAGGGCGCGGACGGCUCUUUCAAGAUCGAGACCAAGCUGCCGACCGGCGAUGUGCGUGGCAAGUACGGCUUCGUCGACGAUACCGGCAAGGUGCGCAUCGUCGAGUACGGCGCGAACCAGUACGGGUUCCAGCCAGCUGGAGAGGGUAUCACCGUCGCGCCACCCACCCUCGUUGACGAGACCACCAGCAAAGAAGCCAUCGAUGCGGCAGCGUAUCAGGAGUAUCAGCAACAGCAACAGCAGCAACGAGCAGCAGCACGCCCGGCUUAUCAGCCGCCACCCCAGCAAUCGCAUACUCAGGCCGUAUACGCACCCGCACAGGUAGCCCCGAGUAGACCCGCGCUUCCGAAACCACCCAUCUUCACGCCAGCCGCCCCCGCGCCCCGACAAUCUCUGCUGCAGAACCCGGGCUACGAAGAGCCCGCGCCAACCUCGCAGCUCUACAAUCAGGGACCGGCGCAAUUCAGCCCGGCGCCCAACCAGCAGGAACGCCGUUCCCAGCCGCAGCCCCGCAGCGGCGGUGGUAUCCUGGACCAGCUCGCCAGGGACUACGCCCUGCCGCAAGGAGUGGCGCCGCCGUUGCACGACAUCAGCUUCGGCUACUACAAGUAGUAGUCGUCUACUAGUCCUGCCCCCCUUGUCUACCGGAGAGCGCGAGAGUCUGGGAUCAAUCGUUACCUGAACCUGAACGACAUUUUUCAUUGCGUUUCGUAACGAUGUUAUGCUCUUUGAGAUUAUUCUCGUAUUUUAUUUUGUUUUAUUUUUUUAUAUAACACACAAGGAAUCCGCCUCGUAUUGGCGUAGACUUCUGUUUUAGCAAAUGCAGCAUAAUUCAGGUCCAGAAUUCAGAUCACGAGUUGGCGUUAACGAUCGAUCCCGUCCUCUUCCGCGCACCGGAGCGUGUUGGUCUUGUAUUCUAUUCGUGAACGCCAACGCCCCGACGACGCGAAUUGUUAACUCGUCGUGAUCGCGGCAUGGCUCACUCUCCCUAAAGUCGGCCGGCACUGUGAUCUAUGAUCGCCGCGACUGGAUCGUCCGCUAUGGUCGGAGAUCGAGGACCACUACUGACGUCUGAAGUCACGAGUCGGAAGCUAAGCUGACUCCAUUCUGUCCAUGUGACGCAUCGUGCUUUCCAUACUCUUUGAUUAACAAUUAAAAAUGCGCGCAUUAUGAUGCAGACAAUCUCAUUAUCUACAGAUUGUUUUGCGAAUAAUGAUAAGUCGACAGCGGAACUAGAAAUAAUUUUCAGCAAAGAUCAAUUCGUACGUCACAUGGACUAAAUGGACGCGAGGCUUCUUCUUUAUUCUCUUUGAUUUUAAAAGUUCAAUAAAAUAGGAUAGAGAACUAUGUAACAAAGUUAUAUUGUAAAGCUAGAGACUACAUGAACGCCGAUUUCUUCGCGGGUCACCAAGGUCCUCGAUUUCCUGCUACGCAGUUACAAUCAUCUCACAACGGUUUUCACCGAUACUCACCGAGUUGUAACGUUAGGGAAUUCGACAUCAUUAUUUGUAUCAACCAUAAAAAUUAUCGUUACGCGAUUCAUGAUUCAUUAAGGAAUUUGUUCGGAUUAACGAGCGAUAAUAAUUAGGUGAUAGUAGGAGGUGUGAAAACCCCAUUCUGUAAAAAGAGUGUAUAUAAAAUCUCUCGUCUUUCUCUUUGAGCGUCCACCUUUGUUUCUUUUUCUUUUGUUUUUUUUGUUUUUUCUUUAAAAAAUGCAGCGCUCGCGCCGAGAACUCGACGUUGAGGCACCGUUGCGAUCCGAGUUACAACCGCGUUUUCACGACGUGGUCUCGCGGGAAUGCAUGUAAACUGGGCGCGCUUGCCGCUGUAAUUAGAUUAUUGUAAGGUAAUUCGAGUGGAAUAAAGUGAGGCCAAUACUAAA